This is a messenger RNA of Lipotes vexillifer (Yangtze River dolphin), 3639 nucleotides long. RefSeq names its product glutamate ionotropic receptor NMDA type subunit 2C (gene GRIN2C). Gene Ontology annotation, biological process: monoatomic ion transport. Lineage: Eukaryota; Metazoa; Chordata; Mammalia; Artiodactyla; Lipotidae. The transcript has 12 exons. Gene Ontology annotation, cellular component: membrane. The record is from RefSeq and is a predicted model, not a curated record. Gene Ontology annotation, molecular function: signaling receptor activity; ligand-gated monoatomic ion channel activity. The coding region runs from base 34 to 3639 and encodes 1201 amino acids.
AUCGUGGUCUCUCCGCAGAACCCUCCAGUGGACAUGGGUGGGGCCCUGGGGCCGGCCCUGCUACUCACCUCACUCCUCGGUGCCUGGGCAGGGCUGGGCCUGGGGCAGGGCGAGCAGGCUGUGACGGUGGCCGUGGUGUUUGGCAGCUCGGGGCCACCGCAGGCCCAGGCCCGUAUCCGCCUCACCCCCCAGAGCUUCCUGGACCUGCCCCUGGAGAUCCAGCCACUCACCGUGGGUGUCAACAGCACCAACCCCAGCAGUCUUCUCACCCAGAUCUGCGGGCUCCUGGGCACUGCCCGAGUCCACGGCAUCGUCUUUGAGGACAACGUGGACACCGAGGCCGUGGCCCAGAUCCUCGACUUCAUCUCCUUCCAGACCCACGUGCCUAUCCUCAGCAUCAGUGGGGGCUCUGCUGUGGUCCUCACCCCCAAGGAGCCGGGCUCCGCCUUCCUGCAGCUGGGCGUGUCCCUGGAGCAGCAGCUGCAGGUGCUGUUCAAGGUGCUGGAGGAGUACGACUGGAGCGCGUUCGCCGUGAUCACCAGCCUGCACCCGGGCCACGCGCUCUUCCUCGAGAGCGUGCGCGCCGUCGCCGACGCCAGCUACGUGGGCUGGCGGCUGCUGGACGUGCUCACGCUGGAGCUGGGCCCCGGCGGGACGCGUGCCCACACCCAGCGCCUGCUGCGCCAGCUCGACGCCCCGGUGCUGGUGGCCUACUGCUCGCGCGAGGAGGCCGAGGUGCUCUUCGCUGAGGCGGCCCAGGCCGGCCUGGUGGGACCCGGUCACGUGUGGCUGGUGCCCAACCUGGCGCUGGGCAGCACCGACGCGCCCCCCGCCGCCUUCCCCGUGGGCCUCAUCAGCGUCGUCACUGAGAGCUGGCGCCUCAGCCUGCGCCAGAAAGUCCGCGACGGCGUGGCCAUCCUGGCCCUCGGCGCCCACGGCUACCGGCGCCAGCACGGAGCCCUGCCCGCCCCGGCUGGGGAGUGCCGCGGCCACCCUGGGCCUGUCAGCCCUGCCCGGAAGGCCUUCUACAGGCACCUACUGAAUGUCACCUGGGAGGGCCGGGACUUCUCCUUCAGCCCUGGUGGGUACCUGGUCCAGCCCACCAUGGUGGUGAUCGCCCUCAACCGGCACCGCCUCUGGGAGAUGGUGGGGCGCUGGGACCAUGGUGUCCUCCACAUGAAGUACCCGGUGUGGCCUCGCUACAGUGCCUCCCUGCAGCCCGUGGUGGACAGCCGGCACCUGACGGUGGCCACGCUGGAAGAGCGACCCUUUGUCAUUGUGGAGAGCCCCGACCCUGGCACAGGCGGCUGCGUGCCCAACACUGUGCCCUGCCGCCGGCACGGCAAUCACACCUUCAGCAGUGGUGACACGGCCCCCUACACCAAGCUUUGCUGUAAGGGCUUCUGCAUCGACAUCCUCAAGAAGCUGGCCAAGGUGGUCAAGUUCUCUUACAACCUGUACCUGGUGACCAACGGCAAGCAUGGCAAGAGGGUGCGCGGCGUGUGGAACGGCAUGAUCGGGGAGGUGUACUACAAGCGGGCAGACAUGGCCAUUGGCUCCCUCACCAUCAAUGAGGAGCGCUCCGAGAUCGUGGACUUCUCUGUGCCCUUCGUGGAGACGGGCAUCAGUGUAAUGGUGGCUCGCAGCAACGGCACCGUCUCCCCCUCGGCCUUCCUGGAGCCCUACAGCCCUGCCGUGUGGGUAAUGAUGUUUGUCAUGUGCCUCACCGUGGUGGCUGUCACCGUCUUCAUGUUCGAAUACUUCAGCCCCGUCAGCUACAACCAGAACCUCACCAGCGGCAAGAAGUCUGGGGGCCCGUCCUUCACCAUCGGCAAGUCUGUGUGGCUGCUCUGGGCACUGGUCUUCAACAACUCGGUGCCCAUCGAGAACCCCCGGGGCACCACCAGCAAGGUCAUGGUCCUGGUCUGGGCUUUCUUCGCCGUCAUCUUCCUCGCCAGCUACACUGCCAACCUGGCCGCCUUCAUGAUUCAGGAGCAGUACAUCGACACUGUGUCUGGCCUCAGUGACAAGAAGUUCCAGCGGCCUCAGGAUCAGUACCCGCCCUUCCGCUUCGGCACCGUGCCCAACGGCAGCACGGAGCGGAACAUCCGCAGCAACUACCGUGACAUGCACACCCACAUGGUCAAGUUCAACCAGCGCUCAGUGGAGGACGCGCUUAGCAGCCUCAAGAUGGGGAAGCUGGAUGCCUUCAUCUAUGAUGCUGCUGUCCUCAACUACAUGGCGGGCAAGGACGAGGGCUGCAAGCUGGUCACCAUUGGCUCUGGCAAGGUCUUUGCUACCACUGGCUAUGGCAUCGCCAUGCAGAAGGACUCCCACUGGAAGCGGGCCAUAGACCUGGCGCUCCUGCAGUUCCUGGGGGACGGGGAGACCCAGAAGCUGGAGACGGUGUGGCUCUCGGGGAUCUGCCAGAACGAGAAGAACGAGGUGAUGAGCAGCAAGCUGGACAUCGACAACAUGGCCGGCGUCUUCUAUAUGCUGCUUGUGGCCAUGGGGCUGGCACUGCUGGUCUUCGCCUGGGAGCAUUUGGUCUACCGGAAGCUGCGCCACUCGGUGCCCAACGCGUCCCGGCUGGACUUCCUGCUGGCCUUCAGCAGGGGCAUCUACAGCUGCUUUAGCGGGGUGCAGAGCCUGGCCAGCCCCGUGCGGCCGACCAGCCCGGACCUCACCGCCGGCUCGGCCCAGGUCAGCGUGCUCAAGAUGCUGCAGGCGGCGCGCGACAUCGUGACCACGGCGGGCGUGAGCAGCUCCCUGGACCGCGCCACGCGCACCAUCGAGAGCUGGGGCGGCGGCCGCCGUGCGCCCCCGCCGCCCGCCUGCCCCAGUCCGCGGCCGCCCACCCCCGGCCCGCCCCCCGAGCCGAGCCCCACGGGCUGCGGGCCGCCGGGCGGGGGCCACACCGCGCUGGGGCGUAGGGCCCCGCAGCCCCCGGGCCGUCCCCCGACGUCCGGGUCCUCCCUACCCGACGUCUCCCAGGUGUCUGGCCGGCCGGCCUGGGAGGCGCGGUGGCCGUCGCUGGCCGGGCGCGGCGGGCGGCACCUCUCGGCCUCCGAGCGGCGCGCGCUCCCGGAGCGCCCUCAGUCGCCCGAACCCGAGGACCUGCCGCUGCUCGGGCCGGAGCAGCUGGCCCGGCGGGAGGCUCUCCUGCGCGCGGCCUGGGCCCGAGGUUCGCGCCCGCGCCACGCUUCCCUGCCCAGCUCGGUGACCGAGGCCUUCGCCCGGCCCAGCUCGGAGCCCUCCCGGUGUGCCCGCCCGGCCUGCGGGCGCUGGACGCAGGCGCAGUCGAUGCGGCUGCCGUCCUACCGGGAGGCCUGCCAGGAGGGGCUGUGGGCAGGGCCUCCCCUCUGGCCGCACGGACAUCACGCCUGCCUCCACGCCCAUGCCCACCCGCCGCUUUGCUGGGGGGCUGUCUGCCCUCACCUCCCACCCUGUGUCAGCCACGGCUCCUGGCUUCCUGGGGCUUGGGGGCCUCCGGGGCACAGGGGCAGGACUCUGGGGCUGAGCACAGACUACAGAGACACUGGGGGGCUGGAAGAGGUCAGUAGGGUGGCCUGUGGGAUGCACGGCUUCCCCCGACCUUGCACCUGGAGGCGGAUCUCCAGCUUGGAAUCAGAAGUCUGA